AUGCCAUCGUUAAAGAGGAAGCCGGAUACUGCGAACGAGUCUGACAAUAGUCUUUCAAGUUUAGAAGACGAACCGCCAGCCAAGCAGUCAAAGUCCUCUGAUAAAGUUAAAUAUGAGAAAGCCGCCAACGGCGAUAAAAUCAUCGACCUUACUGGUAAGAAAUAUGUAUGUGUGCGCUCCUUCCGUGGUCGCACCUUUGUCGACAUCCGAGAAUACUAUGAAGACAAGGCAGAUGGUGGUUUAAAGCCCGGGAAGAAGGGCGUUUCACUUAAUUGUGAUCAAUGGGAUAAUCUCAAGAGCCUUAUCAAGACCAUUGAUGAUGACAUACAUAAUUCUAUCAAGUGA
Molecule: messenger RNA, 345 nt
Organism: Rodentolepis nana
Lineage: Eukaryota; Metazoa; Platyhelminthes; Cestoda; Cyclophyllidea; Hymenolepididae
Source: the annotation of a GenBank genome assembly